AUGGCGGCGGCCUUGUCCCUCCCCCCCACGCCCGCCCCGGCGCCCCCACUCGUCCCCGUUCCCCCGGCACCCCCGCUCACGGCGAGCUGCAGCCGCGGAGCUCCGGCGACGAUCGACGGCUCCGCGCACUGCAGCACCGCCCGCCGCCGGUGUCAGCAGGGCUCGGCUCCGCCUCCCGCCGCGGCGGGGGCCGGGCACGGCGGGGCCUGCGCGGGCCUGGCCGGGCAGGCCUUGAGGGCUCCCCAGAUCGGGGGCUGCCGUGUGGCAGCCCGGGCGUGGGGAGCGCCGCCCGAGCUGAGCAGCCCCGCUCAGGCACUGCUGGGGCUGUUUGGGUUUGGCGCAGGAGGUUCCUGGGCCGGAGCUGCCCCUGCAAUCCCCGAGUGGGUGCUGGGAACUUCUCACAUGCCCUCUGCGCUCUCAGACCGCGCUCUCCCGACCAGACCCACCGUCUCCACAAAAAAUCGCGAGCUGAAGCAGUUUCAGGUUAAAAUAGCUGCAAGGGAGGCUUGCUGUGGGAUUGAACAGAUAAGAAGUGACCUUAGGACUGUGGAGGACUCAGGCAUCACAUUUACCUGGCUUUUGUUUUAUGGUAUGAGCCUGACACCUGCACCUUCCCCUCCAACAGACCCAACUGAACCCCAGUGUGUCUGUCACAGCUCACGCUGCAGCUCUGGGGUAAGAAAAUAAUGAAGAUCUGCAGCUCUGGUUUGAGGGUUCAGAACUUAAAUACCUGCUCUGAAGAGAGGACAGAACUCAGUCCAUCAUCACUGUAUGUGCCUUCCCUUUCCUCCUUAGCUGUUACCCAUUUCUUCUGCUGCUGCCAUCACAGAGUCCAUUUGUCAUGUCUCAGCUACGUAUGUUGCAUAUGCCUCAUGUUUGCAUAUAAGCACCUAUAAUUCAGGAUCUUAUGGUUAAUCUGCAAACCUGAUUAACUCUCAGUAAACACUACUGCAGCUGU
Serinus canaria (Common canary) is the source of this 958-nucleotide messenger RNA. RefSeq names its product transcription initiation factor TFIID subunit 4-like. The coding region runs from base 1 to 687 and encodes 228 amino acids. The record is from RefSeq and is a predicted model, not a curated record. NCBI's taxonomy places the organism in Eukaryota, Metazoa, Chordata, Aves, Passeriformes, Fringillidae. The transcript is spliced from 3 exons.